Exophiala spinifera is the source of this 858-nucleotide messenger RNA. RefSeq lists its product as uncharacterized. Lineage: Eukaryota; Fungi; Ascomycota; Eurotiomycetes; Chaetothyriales; Herpotrichiellaceae. Gene Ontology annotation, cellular component: cytoplasm. Gene Ontology annotation, biological process: protein depalmitoylation. Bases 1 to 858 code for a protein of 285 amino acids. Gene Ontology annotation, molecular function: carboxylic ester hydrolase activity; palmitoyl-(protein) hydrolase activity. The transcript is spliced from 2 exons. The record is from RefSeq and is a predicted model, not a curated record.
AUGCCAACUCGGCUUCCCGUCCAUGUCGUCGAGCCCGCUGCCACUCAUACCCACACGGCCAUCUUCCUCCAUGGCCGAGGGGACAACGGAUCAGAUUUCGCCGAAGAACUCUUCGCAUCUGGCAUCUCGGACGGGACAGGAGUCGUAGCCAGCGAGACCCAGACGCCAGCUCCGGCUCAGGCUCCCACUACAACUCUACGAACGCGGUUUCCUUUAUGGCGCUGGGUGUUUCCAUCGGCGCCCAACCGCUGGAGUACGGCCUUCCAGUUAGGGGGAGCCGCGCAGAAUGUCGUUCUCGGUGGUAUCAGUCAAGGCGCGGCGGUGGGAUUGUGGGCAUUACUUGGCCUCCUCGCCCCGGGGCAACCUGGAGCUGAGCUAAUUCCCAGGCUGGGGGCCUUUGUGGGAGUAAGUUGCUGGCUUCCAUUUGUUUCUGCCGCGGGAAAAUAUUUGCCUGGAGUCGGAGUCGACGAACCCUCCAAAGAAGGUUCUAUACCCGGGUCGAACGUCGCGGAUAGUACAACUACAGACAGCAUUACGGAUAUUACUAUUACGUACAAUGGCUGCUCUCAGGACUUUGUAAGGUCGAUGCUGAAAGGGGCAAGGAUAUUAUCAUCCAUCGCAUCUCACGGUAUCAGAGACCAUCCUUUCCUAACGACGCCCGUAUUUUUGGGACACGGUACCGAUGACGCCUACGUCGACGUGAGUCUCGGCCGUCAGACGAAGGAGGUCUUGAGCGGUAUGGGGUUUCAGGUGACGUGGAAAGAAUACGUCGGCGCGGAGCAGGAAGGGCAUUGGUACAAGGAACCCGAAGAGCUGGACGACAUUGCACGGUUUCUUUCAGCCAUGGCUACUGCGUAG